Molecule: messenger RNA, 393 nt
Organism: Uranotaenia lowii
Lineage: Eukaryota; Metazoa; Arthropoda; Insecta; Diptera; Culicidae
Exons: 3
Coding region: 1-393 (130 amino acids)
Source: RefSeq, a predicted model, not a curated record
AUGAUCGCUAUCGUCUGGAAAUUCCUCAGCUUCAUCGUUGGUCUGAUAGCUGCAAGAGGAUUCAUUCAACCCCCUUUAUUUCCUGCGGAACGAAUCGUCGAGGGGGAAUCGUUUCUGCUGAAUCUCACCAGUAAUCCCAGUGCACCGUCACUCCGAAUCCUGGAACACACCAUAACACCGCACGAUGUGAGUCUGGAACAGCUAAAGCUUACCGGACGGUAUGUUCUGCUGGCCCCCGAGGAAGACAAUAUGUACUUUGUUGGAUUCGAGCAAACCGUGAACAAGAACACUGCAGCCAAGGAAAUUAUUUCUGACUUGAUACAGAAACAUGCUAUUACAAGUGUGUACAAAGUGAAAAGAACGCAUAUUUCACAACCGAUGGGGAAGAUUUAA